Messenger RNA from Annulohypoxylon maeteangense, 1414 nucleotides. RefSeq names its product Tctex-1. Gene Ontology annotation, biological process: microtubule-based movement. Lineage: Eukaryota; Fungi; Ascomycota; Sordariomycetes; Xylariales; Hypoxylaceae. The record is from RefSeq and is a predicted model, not a curated record. Gene Ontology annotation, cellular component: cytoplasmic dynein complex; cytoplasm. Gene Ontology annotation, molecular function: dynein intermediate chain binding. Bases 384 to 872 code for a protein of 162 amino acids. The transcript is spliced from 4 exons.
GAGGAAAGAGAGAGAUCCCUUUCACGUGCUCAAUUGCCCCGCGGAAGGCUUGAAACGAUUUGGAAACAGCAACUUUGUCGUGCUAAGAACCUGGUUAACGAAGCACCUAGCAGUCUGCAUAUGUCAGCUGAAGCAAGGAUCUUACAACUCCAUUCAUUUUACUGUUUACAACGUCACAGGAGAGAAGGCUGAAAGAAAGUCUCACGAGGCUGUCAUAAUCCUACCUUACGUCCAUUUAAUGACCAAUUGACAACAAAUCGUGGCACGGUUCAUAUAGGAACAAUACACAUCUACCGCUACUUCCAAUCCGACACAUACCUCUGCCUAUACUUUCCGUCCUUGUACCAUUUUUGUCGUACGAAACCGCGUUCCCACGAUCCAAAAUGGCGUCUGCACCGAGCAAUGCUCCAAUUAGCACAACGAGACUCAAGCAGAUAGCGAUGGACGCUUGCCAGAGCGCCAUCGGUAGUGCAGAGUUUUACGAGCAUUCGAAGGUUGAAGGUUGGAACGGUACUAUAAUUAAUUCAAUCCUCCGAGCCGUCAUAUCAGAAUCGACUCCAUCAAGCUCCCAGAUCCCGGCUCAUAAAUUCGUGGUCAAUAGCACCAUCGUCCAACAUCUCGUCCCGACUUCUGCCCUGAACAAGCCCAAAGGCGGUAGCGAAGCAAAGGCCGAUGGACCGCUCAUCAGCACGAGCGACGGCGGUAACGCGACUGCUACGGACGGCAAGCCGCACGUCGGCCGACGAGGCAUGCAUUCAGCAACCCAAGCGUUCUGGAAUGAGAAGACAGAUGGCAUGUGGAGUUUCAAAUAUGACGGUGGAGAGGGCAAGGGCAUGGACGUCGUCAUCAGCAUCAUCUGGGUCGGCAUAUAAGAAUUCGCCAUCAGUUGGAUCUACGGAUAGGACCCUUGUAUAACCAUCUUGUAUGUCUACGGUGAAGAGGGAGUGAAUUUGAUGGACGCCUUCUCGAAACCUUGGGUUAUGCUAAGCCAUGUUUCUAGCACUGCGGUGUAUCACCACUGGAAUAGUAAUUGCAGCGACGGCCUACUUAAUUUACCAUCUAUCUUUAUUGCCUAUGUUGAUAUAGAACUCGACGCCGGUGCCCUUUAUCCUCGGUACUUCGCGUCUUUUGUUUGUUAUGUCAUUGAUGAGGUACCUCUCGCACACAUCGGUACUAUGUACAAACAGCAAGUUGCGGUUGACCGAGUCUGUACUUCCAAUCAAUCAUCACAAACCUAGCACAUUGAUAAGUUGUUCAAUCUCAUCUAUACUUAUACUAUAUUUGAUCGACUUUAGCCAACUUCAAAUCUCUGUACAUUCUAUCUUUUCGCUAAAAAGCAGCAUGAGAGUUAUCCUCUUAAUCCGCAUAGAUUUUUUCGGUCAAGGUACUAAUGGAGAUGAAUAUAGAAUUAUAC